Molecule: messenger RNA, 2588 nt
Organism: Gryllus bimaculatus (two-spotted cricket)
Lineage: Eukaryota; Metazoa; Arthropoda; Insecta; Orthoptera; Gryllidae
Source: the annotation of a GenBank genome assembly
AGUGGGCAAACGAAGUGUUUCGAGAGUGAAAGUGGAGCCAGCAGAUCGAUAAGCGAUUGCCAAGAGGCAAGAUGAUAAUCAGUCUUGGUAUAAAUUUGUGGCAUAACCAUUUAUGGAAAUACAUUCAUUUAGUGCAACAAACUUCUUUAGAAUUGAACUUUAUGAACCUCCACCUGUUCUACUGCCAUGCUCGGUUUGCUCAAGAACUUUUAAGCCUGAAUCAUUACAAAAGCAUCUUAAAGUAUGUGAAAAGCAAGCAUCCAAAAAAAGAAAAGUGUUUGAUUCAUCAAAACAACGGAUUCAGGGCACUGAAUUGGCAGAAUUUCUUCCCAAAAUAUUACCAUCUUGAAUUUGUUGCUGCAAUUCGUGCUGCUCGGGGUGUUGAACCUGUAUCAACAAAAAGCUCUUCAGCUGUGUCAAAGUCAUCUAAUGAAAAAUGCCCACAUUGUGAUAGAAAUUUUGGACCAAAGGCAUUUGACAGACAUAUUGAAUGGUGCAAAGAGCAAAAAGCUCGAAUUCCUAAGUCACCAGCAAGUCUUAUACAAGCCAAAGAAAGGCUUGAAGCCAGAACCAAGUAUCGUGCUCCCCCUCUUGCCAAAUCUAAAAGAACGUUGACAAGAGAAAAAUAUGCCAGAGUGUCACAACACUCUAGCAAAGAUUCAUCCCCACUGGGAAGUCGGAGUGCUGUAGCAUUCUCCAAACCCCAACCUCAGGAAGUUAAAGUGCCAGAAACAACUUCAAGGAUUCCAGGGAUUAGAAACAAACCAAAACUGAGUUCAAGUUCACCGUCUUGCACUUUACCUAGUGGAAACACACAAGUAAAGAGAAGAGAACCUUCUCCUUCACCUUCAAAGAGACCAUUUAGAAGUGGUAGUAAGACUGUAAGAAAAGGUCCAAUGAAAGCUAAGAAUGAUGAUACAAAUACCCAUGCAAGUUUGUUUACAUCAUCAUGCAAUAUUACCAAAAUACAACCAACAGAAGAAAGACAUAAAGCAAGAGAAGUGAAACCAAAUCCCGUUGAAAGCAGCAGCAGCUCUGAGGAAGUUUAUGACCCAUACGUGUCUGCAGAAAGGCAAAUGAUGGAACUACUCUCUCAGGGUGACUUUACUCAACUUUCACCUCGGCAUAAUAAGAGCAUUCCCUCUUCUCACACAGAAUCAACAACUGUUUUUCCAUCCUUUGAAUCCUCACAUCGAUCUGCUUUUGUUAGGUAUAGUCCUCCUGACCUUUCUCAUCUUUCUAAUGAGACUGUGAUUCCUCCAUCUUUAAUUGCUGAAUUUGAGGACCUUUUUAUGGGAAGCCAAAAAUCAAAUUAUAUCAAUGAUUUUUCUGAUGUUACCGAUCAGCAGAAUCAAAACGUUCAUAUCAGUCUCUCAGAUAUUGGACAAAACCUGUCCAACAACAAUCUUGAUACUGUACAGCCUGUUAGAAAACCAUCAAAAAUUCGUGCCAAAAUGGAAAAUGCAGCAUUGUCAUUGCAGCGUUCAGUUUCACUAAUGAAUUAUGAAAAUGAUAUGAAAGUUGGAACUGAAGCCAGUAGUUUAAUUCCUUCAGAUGGAGAUAAUAAUCCUUUGCCUACUCUUACAGAAAUUUCAUCAUUUCCCUUUUCUAGUCCUGAACCUCCUCGUGUUUUCUCAUCCUCAAAAUCCCAUCUUGAAAAAGGUGAUGCUGAUAAAAGGAUAAAUGAAGAAGCAUUCAUGCUAAAGUCAGAGUCUUCUAUCAGUAAUGAGCUCUUCACUCAACUAAAGAGCCAUUCCGCUGGUGGAAAAUUCAGUGCUGAUUCAGCAUAUGGAAGUUUGAAUCGUCGUUCUCCAACCCAUUCUACUGGCAUGCAGAUGCCUGGUAAACAUGAAGAGAUGGAAGGAGACCGUAUGUGUUUCAUGAGUUCCAGCAGUUCUGAAUCAUCCCUGCCACCACUUUGCUCUGUUCAGGUUGUUAAACGUGAAGCUAGUAAUCCUUCACUAAGUCCUUCCCCACCACAUGCAGUAGAUGCUAGUCCAGUAUUGCAGUCUGCACCAAGAAUGUCAAAAUUUUGCCAUGAAUGUGGCUCUAAAUAUCCAGUAUCUUUAGCGAAGUUUUGUUGUGAAUGUGGUGUCCGAAGACUUGCUAUGUAACUUAUCUCAUGUAAAUUAAAAGUAUUAAUUCUGUGUUUUAGUGUGUUAAAUGUUAUAUUUUAAAAAGCUGGACAGUUUUGUUUAUACAUUGUUUUUCAUUGUUUUACUUUAUUUUAUAUCAUAGCAAAUUAAAUAACUAAAUUUGCUGUAAGUUUUUAAACGUUUUUAGUUUGAAAACAAAAAAAAAAACAUUUUGUUAAAAAUUGUAUUGCUUGUUAUUGUGUUAUAAACAAGCUCUUCUUUAUGUGUGAAGUUAGCAAAACUAUUGUUGGUAAUGACAAUAAUUGAUUAAGUUACCAUUGUUACUAAAAUGUCUCAAAUGAGAAAUAACUUGAGAGCUUACAAAAAUUGUGUCAUAUUUAUUUAAUAUCAUGUUUCCACUGUAAAACUCUUCAAAAGCAAAAUGAUAUAAUAGAUGAAGGUGGCAGCAGUAAUUAAUUAGUAACAUGUCUGUUUUGUAUAAUUUUUGUUGUA